GGCCGCCCGGCGCUGCCUCCGGGGCGGGGACAGCGGCCCUGGGCGCCUGGCGCGGCGACCCCUCCCGCGGCGCUCAGGCUCCGGGGCGGCGGGUCCCGGCGCGUGGCGGCCGGAGGGGGGCGCAGCUGCCGCCCCGGCUGCCCCGGGGCCCUGUCGCGCGCGCUCGGGCAGGUGCCAGGUGCGCGGUGCCCGGCCCGGCGCCCGCGCCCUCCCGCCCCGCCGCCCGGGCGCCGUGCCCGCCCCGCCCCGCCCGCCGGCCGCCCGGGGCCGCGCCUGCAGCUGCGGUCGGCGAGCCGGGCCGGGCACAGGCCGGGGGCGGAGGGCGGCGGAGGGCGGCCGAGGCUCGGGUGGGGACCGGGCCGGGCGCUGCGGAGACCUGGCUGGCGGCGGCGCGGGGCGCGAUGCGCUGAGCGCCGGGGGGCCGCGCGCGGGGCCAUGGAGCCGGCGGGCACCGGGCGGCGCCGGCCCGAGCGGCUGCUGCUCCCGCCUCUCCCGCUGCUCCUGCCGCUCCUGCUGCUCCUGCCGGCAGCCCGGCCCGCGGGCGCCGAGACGCUGCCGGGCGCCAGGGCCGUGGGCACCAGCGCCAGCCCGCCCAGCCCGGCCAGCGUGGUGGCCCCGGGGACGGCGCCGCUGGAGGAGAGCCGGCUGCCCGUGUUCACCCUGGACUACCCGCACGUGCAGAUCCCCUUCGAGAUCACCCUGUGGAUCCUGCUGGCCUCGCUGGCCAAGAUCGGCUUCCACCUCUACCACAAGCUGCCCACCAUCGUGCCCGAGAGCUGCCUGCUCAUCAUGGUGGGCCUCCUGCUCGGGGGCAUCAUCUUCGGCGUGGACGAGAAGUCGCCCCCUGCCAUGAAGACGGACGUCUUCUUCCUGUACCUCCUGCCCCCCAUCGUGCUGGACGCGGGCUACUUCAUGCCCACCCGCCCGUUCUUCGAGAACAUCGGCACCAUCUUCUGGUACGCCGUGGUGGGCACGCUCUGGAACUCCAUCGGCAUCGGCGUGUCCUUGUUCGGCAUCUGCCAGAUCGAAGCCUUCGGCCUGAGCGACAUCACUUUGCUGCAGAACCUGCUCUUCGGCAGCCUGAUCUCCGCUGUGGACCCCGUGGCUGUGCUCGCUGUCUUUGAGAACAUCCAUGUCAACGAGCAGCUCUACAUCCUGGUCUUCGGGGAGUCCCUGCUGAACGACGCGGUGACAGUGGUCCUGUACAACCUGUUCAAGUCCUUCUGCCAGAUGAAGACCAUUGAGACCGUGGACGUGUUUGCCGGCAUUGCCAACUUCUUCGUCGUGGGCAUCGGCGGCAUGCUGAUUGGCGUGCUCCUGGGCUUCAUAGCGGCGUUCACCACUCGGUUCACACAUAACAUACGGGUGAUCGAGCCACUCUUUGUCUUCCUGUACAGCUAUCUGUCCUACAUCACCGCCGAGAUGUUCCACCUCUCAGGCAUCAUGGCAAUCACCACUUGUGCAAUGACCAUGAACAAGUAUGUGGAGGAGAACGUGUCUCAGAAAUCCUACACAACCAUCAAGUACUUCAUGAAGAUGCUGAGCAGUGUCAGCGAGACCCUGAUCUUCAUCUUCAUGGGCGUGUCCACCGUGGGGAAGAACCACGAGUGGAACUGGGCCUUCGUGGGCUUCACGCUGGCCUUCUGCCUGCUCUGGAGAGCCCUGGGUGUCUUUGUCCUGACUCAGGCCAUUAACUGGUUCCGGACAAUCCCCCUGACCUUUAAGGACCAGUUCAUCAUUGCCUACGGAGGGCUCCGAGGGGCCAUCUGCUUCGCGCUGGUCUUUCUCCUUCCUGCGGCCGUGUUUCCCCGGAAGAAGCUCUUCAUUACGGCUGCGAUCGUCGUCAUAUUCUUCACUGUCUUCAUUCUGGGGAUAACCAUUCGGCCGCUCGUGGAGUUUCUCGAUGUUAAAAAGGCCAAUAAGAAGCAGCAAGCCGUAAGUGAGGAGAUCCACAGCCGGUUCUUUGACCACGUGAAGACUGGCAUCGAGGACGUCUGCGGACACUGGGGCCACAACUUCUGGAGAGACAAGUUUAAAAAGUUUGAUGACAAAUACCUGCGGAAGCUUUUGAUUCGGGAAAACCAGCCCAAGUCGAGCAUUGUGUCCUUGUACAAGAAGCUGGAGAUAAAGCACGCCAUCGAGAUGGCGGAGACCGGGCUGCGGAGCGCAGGGCCUUCGUUUGCGUCUCUCAGUGACUGUCAUGAAGAAAAAAUAAGGAAGCUUACGCCUGGUGAAAUGGAUGAAAUACGAGAAAUAUUAUCAAGAAAUCUCUAUCAAAUCCGCCAGCGAACUCUGUCAUACAACAGACACAACCUGACGGCUGAUACGAGUGAGAGACAAGCCAAGGAGAUCCUGAUCCGCCGAAGACACAGUUUGCGAGAGAGCAUUCGCAAAGACAGCAGCUUGAGUCGGGAGCGCAGGGCAUCCACGUCAGCCUCCCGGUACCUGUCCUUGCCCAAAAACACAAAGCUGCCGGAGAAGCUGAAGAAGAGGAAUGUCCCUAAUGCAGGUGGCAACAGCAGUGACUCGGAGGCGGAUGCCGGGACCACCGUCCUCAACCUGAAGCCCCGCGCCAGGCGCUUCCUGCCGGAGCAGUUCGCGCCGAGAGCGCCCCCCGCCUGCAGGAUGGAGUGGAAGCACGAGGUGGACGUCGGUGCUGCCGGGCAGUCCUGCCCGCCGCCCCCGCGCAGGGAGGGGGCCACGCAGACCCCGGGCGCGCUGCGGCAGCCCCUGCUCCCGCACGGCCAGCUGGGCCCGGGGCGGGAGGGCCCCCCGGCGGACAGCCAGCGGCCCAGGCCGCCCCCCAGGCUGGUGCGAAGGGCCUCGGAGCCCGGAGGCCCCAGGGCUCGCUGGGGGAGUGAGCGGCCCUAGCCCAGGCCUGGCAGCCCGCACCGCUGUCACUGCUCCCAGCAGACCAGGUCCCCCCCGGCCGCGCCCUCUGGGCGUCACGCCCUGGACUGGCGGACGGUUGCUUGUCCCAGGAAGAGGAGAGCCUGCGAGAAGCCCAGGACGUGUCUAUGAGUUGAGCAGUUGUAGUCUUUGCAGAGCUAAGUAAAACAUGUGUGCCUUCAUUGAACUUCAGUGACUGAAUUUGACAUUUUUAGCUCACUCUGUCGGUGAAAAUUUUAAUAUAUGCAUAUGCCUCAAUUUUUAUUUAUGAAAAAAUGUGUUUAUCUGUGGUCAGUUGUAAGUGAA
This is a messenger RNA of Pipistrellus kuhlii (Kuhl's pipistrelle), 3195 nucleotides long. It is a transcript of the gene SLC9A2, whose product is annotated as solute carrier family 9 member A2. The record is from RefSeq and is a predicted model, not a curated record. Lineage: Eukaryota; Metazoa; Chordata; Mammalia; Chiroptera; Vespertilionidae. Gene Ontology annotation, biological process: sodium ion transport; proton transmembrane transport; regulation of pH. Bases 436 to 2871 code for a protein of 811 amino acids. Gene Ontology annotation, cellular component: membrane. The transcript is spliced from 12 exons. Gene Ontology annotation, molecular function: sodium:proton antiporter activity.